UUUUCGAACUCAAAAAAAAGUUUUAUCUUGAUUUUUCGAUGAUAAAUUUUCUAUCCUUUUUGGAAAAAAGCUGAUCAUUUUAUUUUGAUUUUCUAUCUUUUUAUUUGCUCAAUUCUGUAUGAUUUUUGUCACGAGACGAAAUUCGUGAUUUUUUUCGGACCAAAAACAUGGACGAUAUUCGACAACAAGCAACUGGUGGUGGUGGUGGUAAUGGUGAUGAACCAUCAUCAAUCAACAAAUCAACGAUUCAUAAUGCUGAAACAUAUCAACGAUCAUAUAAUCAUUUGAUUAAUGAACAAGCUGAUGAUGACAUUUUUCAUAAAACAUUCGAAUCAAAAGCCAAAUCGAACGAAUCUGAUCAGAUUGAUAAUAAAGAUGAUAUUGUUGAUGAUAAUGAUGACCAAAGAAAAAAAACUGGCCUUAUCUAUUAUGAUGAUUGUAUUGAACAUUAUUGUCUUUGGGAUGAUAAUUAUGAAGAAAAUCCUCGACGUUAUUUACGUACAAUGGAACGAUUAUUUGAACAAGGUCUUUUGGAUGAAUGUCUACGAUUAAAGCCAAGGAAAGCAAACGAAAAUGAAAUACAACUUGUUCAUUCGUCGGAAUAUAUUCGAAGAAUUGAACAAAUUUGUUCAUUAAUGGAUCCAGAACAAUUAGAACAAGAAUCAUCUCGAUUUGAUGCUGUAUAUUUUACACCAAGUUCAUAUGAUUGUGCAUUGUAUGCAAGUGGUUCAGUUCUAGAAUUAUGUGAUUCAUUAAUGUCCAAUCGUAUUCGAAAUGGAAUGGCUAUUGUACGACCACCAGGUCAUCAUGCAAUGAAUAGCGAAGCAUGUGGUUAUUGUAUUUUUAAUAAUGUAGCUAUUGCAGCCAGAUAUUGUCAGGAAAAAUAUCAUCUAAAACGAAUAUUGAUUAUUGAUUGGGAUGUACAUCAUGGCCAAGCAACACAACAAACAUUUUAUAAAGAUCCAAACGUUUUUUAUGUAUCAAUACAUCGUUAUGAACAAGGUUCAUUUUGGCCUGAAUUGAUUGAAUCAAAUUAUAAUUUUUGUGGUGAAUCCAGUGGUCGUGGUUUUAACAUGAAUAUUCCAUUGAAUCAAACAGGAUUAACUGAUACUGAUUAUCUUUCCAUAUGGCAUAAUCUUUUACUGCCAGUUUUUUAUGAAUUUGAUCCAGAAUUAAUACUUGUUUCAGCUGGUUAUGAUUCAGCAAUUGGUUGUCCUGAAGGUGAAAUGCUAUUAACACCAGCCGUUUAUAGCCAUUUUACACAUUAUCUUAUGGGUUUAGCUGAUGGUAAACUAGGUAUCAUAUUAGAAGGUGGUUAUUGUAUUGAAUCAUUAGCGGAUAGUGUUGUUUGUACUGUACAAACAUUAAUUGGACAACCACCAAUUCCAUUGAAUAUGAAAUAUCCAAUUAAUCAAUCUGUUAUUGAAUCUAUAUUGAAUGUAAUUACUGUUCAUCAAUCAAAUUGGUCAUCAUUAUGCAUACAGAAAACAUUCGAUAGACAUGAUCCACAUAUAGAUGAUAUUGAAGAACAAGCUAUAAGAAAACGUCAUUAUCCAACAUUAGAAUAUUGUGGCCUUGUAGAUUUAUUGGAUAAACGUCCGGAAACAUAUCCAACAAGAGAUUGUUAUCCAAAACAUUCGGAAGAAGAUGGAAAAAAAUUACAAAAAAUAAUAGAAAUUUUACGACAAAAUAUUCAAGAAAAAACAAUUCAUUAUGAUCAAAAUCGACGUACAUGUUUGAUUCGUUCAUCAGAUCAAUCGAAUAGACAUUCAGCACCACAAACACAUCCUGAACGACCAAAUCGUAUUCGUUAUUUAUGGCGUUUAUUAAAAACGGAAAAAAUUCUUGAUAAAUGUUUUGUACUAAAUAAUAAUGAUAAUAAUCGUUUGGUAACUGAUCAAGAAUUAACAAGUUGUCAUUCAAUGGAUGCAAUUGAAAAAAUUUCACGAACAAAACAAAUGGAUUAUAAAGAACUACGUGAAUAUGAACAACAAUUUGAUUCGAUAUAUUUUACUCAAGAUAGUUUUUUGGUGGCAAAAUCAUCGAUUGGAUCAUUGCUGAAAGUUGUUGAUUGUGUUUUACGUAAUGAAUGUUUGAAUGGGUUUGCAUGUAUACGACCACCUGGACAUCAUGCAAAACGUUCAGAACCGGCAGGAUUUUGCCUAUUCAAUCAAAUUGCCAUUGCUGCUCGAUAUGCAUUGGAAAAAUAUCGAUUACGACGAAUAUUGAUUGUUGAUUGGGAUAUACAUCAUGGUGAUGGAACACAGGAUAUUGUUGCCGAUGAUGAACGAAUUCUUUUCAUAUCAUUACAUCGUUAUGAUAAUGGUGAUUUUUAUCCGGAAAAUAUUCAAGCAUCAAAUUAUCGAACGGGAAAACGAAAUAUUAUCAAUAUUCCUUGGUCAAAUGGACAAAUGGGUGAUCGUGAAUAUUUAACAGCUUUUUUCAACAUUGUUAUGCCGGUUGCAUAUAAUUUUAAUCCUGAAUUAGUAUUGGUUAGUUCGGGUUUUGAUGCAGCUGAAAAUGAUCCGAUUGGUGAUUAUCAUCUAACACCGGCUGUUUAUGGUCAUAUGACACAUUUAUUAUGUUCAUUAGCAAAUGGAAAAAUUAUUCUUUCAUUAGAAGGUGGUUAUCAUUUACGUUCGAUUGCAAAUUCAGCAUUAGAAUGUAUUCGUGUUUUAUUGGGUGAAACACCAAAAUCAUUAUCAUCAUCAUCAUCAAAAUCGACGACAACGACCUUAAUCAACAACGAUGAUGAUGAUAAUAAUAAUAAUAAUGGUGAUGAUCAAAAUCAAAAACAAUGGAAAUUAGAUACAAAUGCUAUCGAUACAAUACGUAAUGUUAUUGAUUAUCAUUCAGAUUAUUGGCCUUGUUUUGUUUUUAAUGUUGAUUUGGCUAAAAAUACUAUUGAUUAAAUUUAUAAAAAUUUAAUU
This is a messenger RNA of Dermatophagoides pteronyssinus (European house dust mite), 2930 nucleotides long. It is a transcript of the gene HDAC6, whose product is annotated as histone deacetylase 6. Lineage: Eukaryota; Metazoa; Arthropoda; Arachnida; Sarcoptiformes; Pyroglyphidae. Gene Ontology annotation, cellular component: histone deacetylase complex. Gene Ontology annotation, molecular function: histone deacetylase activity. Gene Ontology annotation, biological process: epigenetic regulation of gene expression. The record is from RefSeq and is a predicted model, not a curated record.